AUGCAGCCUUGCCGGGUGGCCGAGCAGUGGACGGAUGACCCCUUAGGAGGCUCUGUGGCAAAUGGAAAGAAGGAAGGACGCACGCACAGACGCACACAGCCCAGCCGUCUGCGGACGCUGCACUGCACCGUGACGACAGGGGAGGGCAGUCUUCCAUCCCGGAGCCUGCUCCGGCUCUCGGGUGCCCCUGUCCUUGUAGGUCUCCCUCAAGGGUACAAAACGGAGGACAAGGUGCUGUUCUUCAGGAGGGUCCACGCCUGCCAUGCCCACCAAGCCAUCUAUAAAUCUGGUGGGACAUUUACAGGGGAUGCCCGUGAGCAGAAAGGUGCUGUGCAUGUGAGGACCGGGUUCUUCCCUUGUGACCUCAGCCGACACACCUCGGGAUCUGCUUUCACCCCUGGAGGACUGUCUUGGUGGGACACACAGGGUCUGAGCUGCUAUGUAUGCUAUGGGGCCCCUCACCUGGGCUCCUGCAAAGUGGAGACGUGUCCCUACCAGGAUGCCGUCUGCGCCAAGCAGGAGGUGAUGGUCAUCAGGGAGUCUGAAGAGUACAGAGCCCACAACAAGUUCUGCCUGCCCUCCUGCGUGGAGAAUGACCUGUCCCUCCAGAACACGCAGAUAGAGGACUUGAAGGUGAACUCCUAG
Messenger RNA from Trichechus manatus latirostris (Florida manatee), 645 nucleotides. RefSeq lists its product as uncharacterized. Gene Ontology annotation, biological process: acetylcholine receptor signaling pathway. Lineage: Eukaryota; Metazoa; Chordata; Mammalia; Sirenia; Trichechidae. The coding region runs from base 1 to 645 and encodes 214 amino acids. Gene Ontology annotation, molecular function: acetylcholine receptor binding; acetylcholine receptor inhibitor activity. The transcript has 6 exons. Gene Ontology annotation, cellular component: plasma membrane. The record is from RefSeq and is a predicted model, not a curated record.